AUGGUUGUGUUGAUUGAUGAUGGAAAGAUGGAGGUCGCGAAGAUUAUCGGCUCCAUGCAACCAUUUAUCGCUGAUUACGUAAUCUAUGUUCUCUUUCGCUGCUUUAGCUUCACGAAGGACUUUAAAAGCAGUCAAAUACACACUCCAAGCAACGCAUGGAGUGAACUGACUGUUGUCUCAAUGCGCUCUUUGACGCUUGAUGGCUGCUGGCUUGUGAAAGAGCGCUGCAGCCCUCUAACGGCUACGCAAUUUAGCACAUUACGGAGGUAUCCUCGAAACUCAUCGGCAAAGCACCAACUGCAACCAUCUCCGGCACAACUUCUUCGCUUUGCCCUCACUGGCACCACAUGCAGCGGAAACGGCGACAAUCUCGAUACGAGGCUUGAUGAACGCUUAACAUUACAAUUUCAGAAGAACUGGCUACCGAGAAGAUCAAAAGCCAUUGAUACGGCUUCACAAUCCUUGCCGAAUAACCUUGCCCUUCCCAAGUUCACGAAAGGAGAUGGAUUAUCAAGAUUACGGGCGGACAUCGAAACCUUUGUUAAUUCGGAAAAGGCUGGAAUCAAGCUGCUAAGUCAGAUCCAACCACUCCAAAAUGCGUUCAGUCAGUGCCAAACCAAGGUGGAGAGGGAGGAUUUAAUAGCGACAGUCAACGGUCUUCUGGCAAGAUUACGGCGAUUGGGAGUUAAAGAUACACACCAGUUACUCAUUUUGGGUAUGAGCUAUGCGGCAGAGAACUUUUCGUCAGAUUCGUUAGCCCAUUACGUACGGCAGUACUCCAGGGAAGGGUAUGGCCUACUACCGCAGCCCGUCGGUGUCGCCCUGGUGAAAUCGCUUUCGAAUGGUUUAGAGCGCCGCUCUUGGGAAGACCCCACCACUGACAAGUCCAAGAUGCUAAGUGUGGUUGCGGGCUCUGACGAUGAACGGUCUGGUGCAGAAACCUUGCGUUCACUCCUAGAUAUCUCGAACAUUCGGGAGAACGAGCUAGUCCCCAAAUAUUUGCUGUUACUAAGUGAAUUAAAAGGCGAACAAGCGGUUUCCGAACUCUGGCCUAAGAUCCAAGCUGAACUUGAGGCUGGACCGAAUACGGUGGUGACGGGAGCUGCUAUUGCUUCCAUCGAGGCUUUCUUAAAGCUAGAUAAUCCAGAGCGUGCUCUCACUGUUGCUCAGCAGUGUUCAAAGCAUAUCGACCUAAAUGAACAUCUUUCGGUGAAAACGUGGAAGGCACUAUUGGAAUACGAUUCACAAGGGCUUCUUCGGACCCUAGUGGAUCCAAAGACGACUAUAUCCAUGCUUCAACACGAUCUUCGUUCCCUUGAAUUAGUAUUGGGCGCUACUUGGAUUAAGGAGGGGGACGGUCACCACCUUCAUCCGUAUGGUAUAGGGCAUAGCUUGGGCACUAAUAAGCCCGACAGUGCCUACGAAUCCAACUCCGAAUCUUCAAAAUUCACAUCUGGCGUCAGCUUGGCUCGACAAAUACAGGCAGCAACCCAGGUAGAUGGCUGUUCUAGAUCCCGGAUGGGCCUAACAAUGAUUUCUGACCUUUUGAACGAGCACGAAGGAAUUGAAAUUCCACUCAGAAUAAAAACGCUGGACAACUCGGAGCUUUUGGAUUAUGCGUGGUUCCCCUGUUGUUCACCGCUUGAAUUCGCUGGUAAUCUCCCCUCAACGGGGCGUGACAUGUAUCAACCGCUCUCCACGGCAUCACUCGGUUUGAUUAGUGUACGUGUUGAUGGGAAUGGGAUACCUGUCAGAAGCCUUGGGGAUGUUCGAUUGAUGCAGUUGGGGUAUAUUGGAGUUCGUGCCUCGCGGUCCUGCAAUGAUAGUGACAUCUCAGAGGAGCCUACAGAGAGGUGGAGAAACACAGGGCAUAUAGUUGCCUUGGACAGGCAGAGUGGGGAGCUGGUCAUACUAUGGGCUGGGGAAGGCAGCGGCGUAAUUAAUCCUGGGCUGGUGAAGCCGGCACCGCCGCCAGAGCUCCCAUAUAUAUUCGGAAACGUUACACUCGACGCAUCCGAGACACUUGUGUUGUCCCAGCGUGACAAUAUAGGGGCCCUUAAUCACGAGCAGUCUUACUGGGUUGACGUUGACUCUGGCAGUGAUAUAAUAUCAUAA
Molecule: messenger RNA, 2115 nt
Organism: Arthroderma uncinatum
Lineage: Eukaryota; Fungi; Ascomycota; Eurotiomycetes; Onygenales; Arthrodermataceae
Exons: 1
Coding region: 1-2115 (704 amino acids)
Source: RefSeq, a predicted model, not a curated record